AGUACUACAUUUUCUUUUCAACAUAUACAUUAUACGUGAAUUAAAAGAAUAAUCGUAUAUAUAACCUCUCUAUAUUUCUGCUAUUUCAUUUGCAUUUAUUUGGAAACAAAAUAAAAAAGGUAACGAAGUAAUUUCGCAAUUGUUUCAGAAGUAGCAGACAGUUGUUUCUAGUUAGCUAACCAAUCUGUUUGUUUGUCUUUGAAGAAGCUGAAUCGUGGUAGCAAGAAAAUUCUAUAUCAAGAUUAUUGAGUUUGCCAUGAAAGAAUAUUUGAAUAUUUGAAUAUAUUUAUGUUCUGUUUAAAGAAAAAAAAGAGCGAUAAAACAUGUUACAAGCGGAGUCAAUUAGCACGUUAAGUGACCGCGAAGAUGAUAUUGACGAUUUGGAUGGUUCUAUGAUAUGGUCCCAAGAGGAGCCACUUUCUUCCAACGAAAUAUUGGAAUUGCCGGUGCAAGAUGAAAAAGCAAAGAGUUCACUUGCUUUCUGUCGAUUGUGUGCCGGUCAAACCGCCAAUCCAAUAUAUAUCUAUUCUGAAUUCGGAGAGUCAAUGCAAUUGGCACAUAAAAUAAAUACAUGUCUAAGCAUUAAGAUUAAGAAGACGGACCCAUUACCGAAGCAGCUUUGCUUGGCCUGCGUUGAGAAAGUGAACUGGUGCGACAAAUUUGACAUGCAAUGCAUUAAAGCGGAGGAAAUCCUGUCGACGAUGCUAAAGGAGAAGCAGUCUUUUAACAUUUCCAAUCAAUUAUUUUCCGAUCAACAGUCCUGUCCCUUAUGUGUAAAGGGCUUCAUGAACAUGUGCGAGGAGACAAUCCAGAAUACGAAGGACAUGGAACUGUACGAGAAUGAUAUAAUCCUAGAGAGCAGCGACGAGGAGAACAUGUUUAAUGACGCGAAGGUCAAUAAGGAAAGCGGGAGUCAUUCCAUCACAUUGCAGUGCCUGGGAACUAGGCAGAGAUAUUUAAAAUGCGGAGCGUGCAUGAAUCUUUACCACACCGAGGAGACCCUGGACGGUCACAAGUGCAAGCCCAGUAUACAGAACACGACAAAACCGUACUGUUGUCUCGUGUGCGACAAGACGUUUACGUUCGAGGAACGACUGAACUUCCACAUGCGAUUUCACAGGGGCGCGAAGGCGUUGUACUGCGAGGUCUGCAAGAUAACGUUCGGCAAGGAGCUGAAGCUAUUCUACCACUACAAGAGGCAACACUCUAAUCACGAGAUUAGCGUCUCGUGUCUGCAGUGCGGAAAGCUGUUCGAGUGUCAGGAGGCGCUCCGGGUGCACGUUUGCGUCGACGGUAAAAUACGGCCGCACAUUUGCGAGGUGUGCAACAAGGGCUUCUUCGACGGCUACACGCUGAAGCGUCACGUGGUGACGCACCUGCCCGAGAAGCCGUACAAGUGCACGGAGUGCUCGAAGAGCUUCACGCAGAAAUCGCGAUUGAACAAGCACGUCGCGAGCCACUGCAUCGUCAUCGAGAACAGCCAGACGGUCUGGAAGUGCGUCCAGUGCGGCGAGGCGUUCGCCUCCUGCGACGACGCGGAUAUUCAUUGCAAGAUAACACACGAGGACAGGGCCGCGCUGAUCGAGGAGCUGCCGACGUCGAAGCUGUACCACUGCGAGUUCUGCAACAGCCACUUCACCAACGCGGACAACCUGAGGGCCCAUCAAAAGCGUCACGUUGUCGAGAGACCGUACACGUGCAACACGUGCGUGGCCACUUGCAAAUCGUUCGCGGAGGCUGUCUUGCACUGGAAGGAACAUCCCAGACUGUUCAAGGUUCUCGUCGUCUUUCUGUGCGACGUCUGCAACAGGGACAUGAAGGAACUGUCCCUGUUGUACAAGCACAGGCAAAACAGGCACGACCGUGCGCCCAGAUUGUCCGAGUCCGGCGACGCGAGGUACGUCUGCGAGCUCUGCGGGAGCGUGUUCGAGAGGAGCGAGGAUAUACGGGGGCACGGACGGGAUCAGUGCUCCAAGUUCCCCUGCGACAUCUGCGGCAGCCUGCUGCCCACGGCGAACUCGUUGAACGCACACAAGAGGCGGCACAACGGCCUGCGGCCGUACGUCUGUAACAUUUGCGGCAAGAGUUACACUCAGUCGAGCCACAUGUGGACGCACAAGAGAUUCCACAUGGGCAUCAAGCCGUACGCUUGCGAGUAUUGCGACCAGCGUUUCACGAUCAAGCCGGACCUGGCGGAUCACGUCAGGAAGAAGCACACGAGGGAGAGGCCGUUCAAGUGCGACGUGUGCAACAAGGCUUUCCUGACCGGGUCCGUGUUCUACCAGCACCGACUGAUACACCGCGGCGAUCGCAGGUACAAGUGCCAUUACUGCGAGAAGGCCUUCACCAGAACGGAGGCCUUGAACAACCACAUCAAAAUUCACACCGGCGAAAAGCCGCACUCGUGCGACGUGUGCGGCAGAUGCUUCAGGCAAAAGGGCGAUAUGAGGAAACACAGACGCACCAAGCACGCCUCCGAGCAAGUUAAAUCUUGAGAAUUGUCGCGUGUCAGAGAGAUGUAGAGUUAUUAUUCCGUUAUUUUUGCAUUUUAAUUAUUAUACCGAUAUAAGUAAUUGAUACGUACAUACACGCAUAUUUGUGCGAAAUAGCAUUACCGUAGGCAGACACUGAUUAUUAAGCUAUACUUUUUUUCAAUAAGCAGUAAAGUAUUCCGAAGAAUGUGUUAUUAAAUUAUUAUAAGGAACGUAAAAUAAAUAAGAAUAUAUAAUACGUACAUGAUACA
Molecule: messenger RNA, 2743 nt
Organism: Wasmannia auropunctata (little fire ant)
Lineage: Eukaryota; Metazoa; Arthropoda; Insecta; Hymenoptera; Formicidae
Product: zinc finger protein 665
Exons: 3
Coding region: 324-2495 (723 amino acids)
Biological process (GO): regulation of transcription by RNA polymerase II
Cellular component (GO): nucleus
Molecular function (GO): DNA-binding transcription factor activity; RNA polymerase II cis-regulatory region sequence-specific DNA binding; zinc ion binding
Source: RefSeq, a predicted model, not a curated record